AGCACUAGUCUGUGGCGACGCCGGCCGAUCGUACUCUGUUCGUAUGUACGCGCCCUUCUCACAUUUUUAUGCCGCCCGCCUCAUAAACUGCUUCGUCCCUUUCGCACCCAAGCGCGACUGAAUUGUGCGUCCCGCUCGCUCGCACACCUCACAGGGGGGACACGUAGCUCUGCUCGCUCGAAGCCAGUUCCGCGGUCGUCCGCCGACUCCUAGCGGCGCUGACGUGCGUUACGCUCUUACGACAAUUUUGUUUCCACUGUGAAAUCACCAGUGUUAGUGUUAUUUGUUUAUAUUUUAUAACAUAGCCCAUGGAUUGAACUACAUCGCUCUUUGGAUUUGACGCUAGCUGUGUUGUGUACUGUACGUGUUUGUGUGAAACCCGAAGCGAAUACUAUUGUGAAACGGGUCGGCCGUGUUCGUUUAUGUGCUGAAUGGUGAUUAAAAGUAAUUUGCUUUGCUUUUACGGUGUUGAGGGUCGGUGCGUAUCGAUCGUAUACUGAAAGACAAAGCGGUGGAUUGUUAUUGUGGUGUGGAGGAGACCGCUGCAGGUAUAGGUGUGUCGAGCUCGGAGGCCGCCAGCUAGCAAGGAUUGCUACCGGGAUGCCAGCGUGUCUAGUGAUAGUGCAUUGAGAUCGUGCCGGUACCUAGCGUAGUGUUAGUGUAACUAUAGUGCAUCAAAGUGCUGAAUGGAUUGUGUCUUUUUUGGAUUGCCAUCAAGAGUCAUCGAUAGACCAACUCGGGAACGGGCUACAAUGGUGUGUGCGUGUGCGGGGCAGCGGGGGGCGGGCGCGGGCAGCCGGCGCGCAUGGCGGCGCCAAUGAGGGAGGGCGCGCCGGCCGGCGGAGCUCGCCCCGCGCCCCACGCGCACCCCGCCAACUUCGAGUACGAUGACAACGAGUGGGACAUCGGCAUCGGCGACCUCAUCAUAGACCUCGAUGCCGACAUAGAGAAGACAGACGAGGCGGGCGGCAUGGCGGCGCGCGCCGAACCCGACGCACAGCGCACCGCGCUCAAGAUGAAGAUCAAGCGCACGAAGCCUGGCACUAAAAGUUCCGAAGCCAAGCACGAAAUCGUCAAAUCAAACGAAAUGAACGGCGAACCGAAGGCGUCGGCGCCCGCGCAAGCCGCGCCGCCCGCCGCCGCCAAGCGCGGCUCUGGGGGGCACCGGAGAGAUAAGGCGCGAGACAAGCACCACCACCCUCAUCCACCGCACGAUGUGAAUGGCGUGGCCCGCGUGCCACCGCCGCCCAACGCGCCUGGGCCGCCCGCGCCGGCGCCGGCGCACCCGGCUGCCCUGCCCGCGCCCGCGCAGCACGCGCCCCACGCCCCCCACGCGCCGCACGCCGCGCCUGCCGCUAAGCCGGAGCCGCGGCCAACGCCCGCGCCACGACUAGAGAAUAAGCCCCCCGCGCCAGCGCCCCCAGCGCCUACGGCGCCCACGCCCGCGCCGCCCCCGGCGCCGGCGCCCGCGCAACUCCCGCCGCACACACAUCAUACCUCGCAUGCGCCGCAUGCACCCUCGACACCUUCCAAACCUGAACCUGACGACUCGCGGCAAGAAACACACAGUUCGCAGCCGCCAACCAAGAAACAAAAAACUGAACCUAAGGAAACUGCAGAAGUAUGCGUGGGCACGUCUGUUGGCACCAUCACGGAGCCAGACUGCCUGGGCCCCUGCGAGCCUGGUACCUCGGUCACGCUGGAGGGCAUCGUGUGGCAUGAGACGGAAGGUGGUGUACUCGUAGUGAAUGUGACGUGGCGAGGGAAGACUUACGUCGGUACCCUACUGGACUGCACGCGACACGACUGGGCGCCGCCGCGGUUUUGCGACUCUCCUACGGAGGAGUUGGACGCACGGACGCCCAAAGGUCGUGCAAAACGAGGUCGCGGCGCAGCGCCGACUGACAUGACUAAUUUUACGGAGACAAGGUCCUCGGUACAUAGUAAACUACGGAAUGGGGGCGCCAAGGGUAGAAGAGCACUGCCUUCACCAACACCCUUUACACCUCCUAGACCAGACUCAAAAAGAAAACGCACUUCGGAUGCAGAGGAGCGACCUCCUACGCCGAAGGCUAAACGUCCGCCUCCCACACCGUCUUCCCCUCCACCAGAUCCCGUCCUUCUUGAAUGUCCAGAACCAAACUGUUCAAAGAAGUACAAGCACGCGAAUGGACUCAAGUACCACCGAUCCCACGCCCACGGCUCUCCAGACGACGACGAUAAAGACGGCUCUAGCUCUGAGCUGGAAGAGCCGGCCACGGAGCCAGCGUCUCCGGCGCGGCCACCAUCCGCGCCAGCUACGCCUGCCACGCCUGUCAAGUCGCCGACUCCGGUCAAAUCACCCGACGCAAAGGUUGACAAGUCGCCGGAGAAAUCUCCAGAGAAGCCUGAAGUGGACGCGGAGUCGCCGCAGCAGCCACGGUUCGCCGAGGAGUUUAUAACAGCCUCGGAGCCACCCGCCGCGGUGGACAGGCCGCAGACACCUCCGCAGCCACCAGCCACGCCGCCCGAUGCGUUACCGACAAUGCAACCUACACAGUUUAAGGUAAAGCCUCGGUCAGCGCUAAUGGCGGAGGAGCGGAAGUCGACAGAGUCCCCUGCGGAGGAGUCCCCAGGCAAACGACGCGCGCGGCGCUCUCCGACGCCGGGCGUGCGGUCGCCGGCAUACUCCGACAUAUCGGACGACGCUGCGCCGGCCGACGCGCCGCCGGAUGACCCGGCGCACAGACCGUUCCCAGUUUAUCAUCAGUUUUAUGGACAGCCGUCGUACAUGCCGCCCUCGCACCCUCCUCCCGUGCCUCCUCAGUCUUCGGACAAAGGCAAGGAUGAUCUCUCCAAAGGAGACCCCAAGGGUGACAUGAAAGACGGUAAACCAGACAACGGACCUCAAAAAGUGUUACCACAACACUUCUACCCUUACAACUAUGUUCCCAACUUUCCUUACAACGUGGAGGCUGGUGGGCCACCUCCAGGUCCUCCCUUAGACGACAAGAGUAAAGACAGCGACCGGUCGAAGACCACCCCUAGCCCAUUGGACAAGAACAAGCAACAACGCCCGCCCGACGGCAAGGAAAACCCCGCGCGGCCCAACGAUAACCAUCAGAUAUUGAAGGAAAGCAUCGAAAUGAAGGCACAGAUGGGACCCUACGCCUUCCAGAGACCACCACACGCGAGAGAAGAAGAAUUAAGAAGGUAUUACAUGAGUUUAGAUCAGAGAAGAAAAGAGGGAGGCAAUGACCCGAAGCCCCCCGGGCUGGCGGCGGGGGCCAGCGGAGCCCCGGCCGCGCAGGGGGGCCGGCCCCCGCCGCAGCCCGCACACAAACAGCCUGCCAAGGACAAGGACGAUAAGCCCAAAGAGGAGGUCAAGGUGAAACAAGAAGGGCAGAAGCCGACGACAGAGACGCAGGGUCCCCCGCCCCCUCCCACCUCUCAGUACUACCUCCCGCCGUACAUGCAGCCCUCGCACUACGGGGCUCUACCCUUCGACUCCGUCUACCGAGCACCUCUGAGCCCAAUGCUGGUGGGAGGGUUCGGAGGUGGAUGGACAGUACCACGGUACCACGCACCCGAGGACCUAUCCAGACCCGGCGGAGCGGGGAAACUGGACCUCAUGCCAGGAGUAGGCGGUCCUGGUAGCGGACACGGCCCCAACUUCGCGUAUGGUGGUGCUCCACACAAAAUACACGAAUUACAAGAGCACGCCAAGUCCCCGGCCAGCAAGCCGCGCGCGGACGCGCCCAAGGAGCCGGCGCCGUCCCCGCGCUCGCCGCGCUCGCCGCCGCCGCAGCGCCACGUGCACACGCACCACCACACGCACGUCGGCCUCGGCUACCCGCUCUACCCGCCGCCCUACCCUGCGGCGGCCGUGCUGGCCAGCACGCAGGCCGUAGUGAACUCGUUCCCGACGCCGCCCAAGUGAGGGCCGCGCGCCCCGGGACGUACCGAGACA
Messenger RNA from Spodoptera litura, 3949 nucleotides. RefSeq lists its product as uncharacterized. Gene Ontology annotation, biological process: regulation of transcription by RNA polymerase II. Lineage: Eukaryota; Metazoa; Arthropoda; Insecta; Lepidoptera; Noctuidae. Gene Ontology annotation, cellular component: nucleus. The record is from RefSeq and is a predicted model, not a curated record.